AAGACUUUACUUCCGGGUUCCUCCACGUCCUGUGGCUCCAGCUGGGCUCCGUCUAACAACAGUUUCCACAACUUGAUGAUACUUCGACAGUUCACCGGUCGAGCCGUGAUCUCCUCUCACCUGAAUGCUCACCUGAGGAAACCCUGGGCCAGCGGAGACAUGGCCAGACCCAGUUCAGACCUGGCUGCGUUCAGGGAGAUUUUCUCCAAAUCCAAGAAGGUCGCCAUCCUGACCGGAGCGGGGGUGAGUGCUGAGAGUGGAGUGCCCACCUUCAGAGGAGCGGGGGGGUACUGGAGGAAGUGGCAAGCACAGGAACUCGCCACUCCGGAGGCCUUCUCUCGGAAUCCCUCGCGUGUUUGGGAGUUUUAUCACUACCGCCGCGAGGUCAUGCUCACGAAGAAUCCCAACCCGGCCCACCUGGCCAUCAGCGAGUGUGAGGAGCGCCUCACACAGCAGGGGAGAGAAGUUACUGUCAUCACUCAGAACAUCGACGAGCUCCAUCGCCGCGCUGGAUCCCAAAACAUCCUGGAGCUCCACGGGAGUCUGUUCCGAACCCGCUGUAUGAGCUGUGGUCACCAAGCAGCGAAUUACAAGAGCCCCAUCUGUGCGUCGCUGGCAGGGAAAGGAGCUCCUGACCCGGAAACCCACGACGCCCAGAUCCCAGUUCUACAGCUGCCCAGGUGUGAGCAGACAGGUUGUCACGGUCUCUUGAGACCAGCUGUGGUUUGGUUUGGAGAAACGCUCGACUCUGACGUCCUCACCCGGGCAGAGAAAGUGCUGGACAGCUGUGACCUGUGUCUCGUGGUUGGUACCUCGUCCAUCGUGUAUCCAGCGGCCAUGUUUGCUCCUCAGGUGGCGGCCCGCGGCGUCCCCGUGGCCGAAUUCAACAUGGAGGACACGCCGGCCACCAUGCGCUUCAAGUUCCACUUCCACGGCCCCUGUGGGAGCACGUUACCCGCCGCACUCGCACGCCACGAGAUGGAGACACAUUGAAAGUGGAGGUUUGGUCCAACAUGUGGAGAUGGACACGUGAAAAUAAGAAGAGGUCAAGAAAUCUGUAGAAGAAAUCUGUUUGAUUCAAGCUGCUGCAGAAAUGUGAUGUGCAAUAAAGAAUAAAUAUGAGUUAGUUACACCUUCAGAAUCUGUUUAAGAUCAUGAAAUGACAUGAAAAACAGCUGUAACUUUAAAUUAUCAUUGUUUAAUAAAAUACACACAUGUACAAACAA
Molecule: messenger RNA, 1226 nt
Organism: Limanda limanda (common dab)
Lineage: Eukaryota; Metazoa; Chordata; Actinopteri; Pleuronectiformes; Pleuronectidae
Product: NAD-dependent protein deacylase sirtuin-5, mitochondrial-like
Exons: 9
Coding region: 76-993 (305 amino acids)
Molecular function (GO): protein-succinyllysine desuccinylase activity; NAD+ binding; protein-malonyllysine demalonylase activity
Source: RefSeq, a predicted model, not a curated record